Molecule: messenger RNA, 1143 nt
Organism: Arabis nemorensis
Lineage: Eukaryota; Viridiplantae; Streptophyta; Magnoliopsida; Brassicales; Brassicaceae
Source: the annotation of a GenBank genome assembly
AUGGGAACAAUGCACCGGAGUGUUGCUCCUCGAAGAACUAAUGAAAAUGCAAAGGUUAUUAUCACAACGAUCCUCGGAAUACUCUUUGGGACUUUUAUUGGUAUCACAUUACCUUCACUUUCUUUUAAGAUUAACUUACCCUCGGGACUUAUAUCAUCUCUUGAUGUAGCCAUAUCAGAUGGGAAAUUGUUAUCUGGUCACAAUUCCCCUGAGGAUUUCGGUUCAAGAAAAUUUCCUCAGAUAUACGUUCCAACCAACCCGCGUGGUGCAGAACUACUACCUCCAGGAAUUGUUGUGGCAAAAACUGAUUUUUACGUGCGCAGAUUAUGGGGAGAGCCUAAUGAAGAUUUGAAGAAGAAGCCCAAAUAUCUUGUGACAUUUACAGUUGGAUUUGAGCAGCGGAACCAUAUUAAUACAGUUGUUAAGAAGUUUUCUGAAGAUUUUCAAAUUUUACUCUUCCAUUAUGACGGUCGGACGACUGAAUGGGACCAAUUCGAGUGGUCAAAGAGCGCGAUCCAUAUUAGUACAAGAAAGCAAACAAAAUGGUGGUACGCUAAGAGGUUUUUGCAUCCUGAUGUCGUUUCAGCUUAUGAGUACAUAUUUAUAUGGGAUGAAGAUCUUGGAGUGGAGCACUUCAAUGCAGAUAAGUACAUGGAGUUAGUUAAGAAGCAUGAUUUAGAGAUAUCUCAACCAGGUCUAGAGCCCAACAAUGGACUUACAUGGGAAAUGACAAAGAGGCGAGGUGACCGAGAGGUCCACAAAGAUACUAAAGAAAAACCAGGAUGGUGUAGUGAUCCACAUUUACCUCCUUGUGCUGCGUUUGUUGAAAUAAUGGCGCCUGUAUUUUCUCGAGAAGCAUGGCGUUGUGUGUGGCAUAUGAUUCAGAAUGAUCUGGUUCAUGGAUGGGGUCUUGACUUUGCUCUCAGAAGAUGCGUUGAGCCUGCUCAUGAGAAGAUUGGCGUUGUAGAUUCGCAAUGGAUAAUUCAUAAAGUGAUACCUUCGCUUGGAAGUCAAGGUAAGUCAGAGAAUGGGAAAGCUCCAUGGCAAGGAGUGAGAGAGAGAUGCAAAAAGGAAUGGACUAUGUUUCAGAACCGAUUAGCAGAAGCUGAUAAAGAGUAUCUUGGGAGGAUGGUUAGAGGUUAA